AUGGAGAGAAGAUCUGUAUCUCCCACCAAGAGUGGGAAAUUCAUGAACCCCACUGACCAGGCUGGAAAGGAAGCUAGAAGAAGGGAAUUAAAAAAGAACAAGAAACAACGAAUGAUGGCAUGAGCUGCAGUACUGAAGAUGAAGGAUCCCCAAAAAAUUAUCUGGGACAUGGGGAAACUGGAUAAGAUGGAGUUCAAUCCAGUACAACAGCCACAGCUACAUGAAAACGUGAUCAAAAGGAAAUGCAAAAAACUUCAGGAAACUUUUCAGAGAAUUGUCCAACUCUAUGAAAAGGAAAAUCCAGGUAUCGCCAAAGAACUUGGAAAGUUAGAGGUGCAGUGUGAGCAGAAGAGGGCCCAGCUCAGUCAAUACUUUGCUGCUGUAAAGAAGGCUCAGCACGUUGAAGUGGAAAGCAUCCCACUGCCUGACAUGUCUCAUGCUCCUUCUAACAUCUCUCUCCAAGGAAUACCAUUGCCUGGUGCACAGUCACCAACUGUUCUCAAAAAUCUCUCUGCCUAUGGACCUCCCACCAGGGCAAUUUCUCUGCUUCCUUUCCCUGGACAUGGUGUUCCUCCUUUACCUCCUGGCAGAAUUCCUCCGGGCCCACCCCCUGGGCCACCUCCUUUCCAAGUGCUGCAGAUGUAUGGCCAUAAAGUGGGUUUUGCUCUAGAACUUGUUCCUCCUCAGCAGCAGGAUAGUCCAGAACUUGCUCAAGGAGGUCGUGAUGACCAUGCUUUCAGCACCAUUGAAAAAGAAGAUUGUUCUCAAGACAUGGAUCAAGAUAAGCAUGAUGACAGCAGUUGUGACAGGAACAUCAACAAGUCAGAUGUCUCCUGGGAAGAAGAGUUCAUGGCUGAUGAAGAGAGAGAGAACAGUGAGGAAAAAACUUCAGUUCUCAAUGUAAGAUUUGCUGGUGUUCCUGGAGAAUUGGGAAAGAAAAAGAAAAACAUGAAGCAAAUAACACCUCUUCAAGCUACCAUGCUUAGAAUAGCAGGUCAGGAAAUUCCUGAAGAGAGGCAAGAAGCUCAGGUAUUUUCAGAGGAUGAUGACCAGGAGGAUUCUGAGGACUUAAAGGACACAAGAGAGCAGCAGCACAAGGAAGUAUCUCUUCCUGAUGGGGCAUUCUCCUCUCCUGCUUCUCAGAAACAGCAACCACUUCCACAGGCUGUUCUUCCUGCCAUACCAGGACUCCACCUUGCUCCACCAUUACUACCAGCUCCUGGGCUUCCUCCUGGUCCACCCCCAGGAGCUACUCCCUUCUUAAAACCACUUGGGAUGUCAGGUUUUAGAGAGCCUUCACCCAAGCUUUUACUUUCUGGCCCGUCUCCUCAAGGGGGACCACCAAGGCUAUGUCCCCCAGCACCUCUCGCCAGCCCUCCAUCUCCUCCUGGGAGGACAAACCCACCUUUUGUACCCCAACUUGGACGGGCUCCACCUGGGCUUUUUCCACCAGCUCCCUUGCCCAAUCCACAGAUUUUAAAUGCUCCACCUAAUUUGAUCCAGAGACCUAAAAUGCAUGAUACCACUGCAGGUCCCAUUGAGAAGAAAGUCACAGCUAUCAUCAGUGCCAAGCCACAAAUCACCAAUCCCAAGGCAGAAAUGAUCAGAUUUGUGCCCACUACACUGAGGGUUCAAUGAGAAAACAAAAGAGCUACUGCUACUGUUCCCCAAAGGAAAUCGGAAAAGGAUUUUACUAUACCCCUUGCCAAAACUGUCCCUCAAUCUGGCCCCUGCCCUGUUUCAGUCCAGACCAAGGACAAUGUAUAUAAGGCUUUCAUGAAAGAGAUGGAGGGGUUACUCUGAAUUUGUUGGUUUAAAGACAGCAGGUAUCAUAGACUGUCAUAGUAGAAAAUAUGGUUCUUAAAAGCAGGAGUUCUUAGAUAAUGGACCUGAGUGCAGAAGAGUUUACUUGUAUUGUCAUAGCAUUUUCUCACUUCAGUGUAAUGUUACUUAAUAUCUUAAUGUUAUUUAGCUUUGGUCAGAAUUAAUUGUACAGAAGAUAAAGAUGUUCCAUUCCUAGUGGACUGAUAAACUUCUAUAGAAGUAUUCCUUCAUAUCUCUACUAUAUCCACUAUCAUCAUUUUCUUUUUUCUUUUGAAGCAUGAGAUAGACAGGAUUUUCCUCAAGUGAGUUGGGUCAGGUACUGGAGGAGAAAUUUCUCAGAAAACAAAUAUUAUCUCUUUUGUGAUUUUAACUUCAAUUUUUAAAUGCUUUCAUUGUAAUUCUUUUGUAAAAAUUUUACUGAUUGUAAAAUAUAGACAAUCUUAUUUUCCUUCAAUGAAGCAAGAUGUCUGGGUGAGGAAAUUAGAAAUGUCAACUGCGAUGAUUUUUCAGUGACAAAACAAGUUGUGUUUAGUGUCUCUUAUAUAAGAAAUAAAUGUUUUAUUUAACAUGUAUGGGACUACUUGCCAUCUAGGGGAGGGGGUGAAGGGAAGGAGGGGGGAAAAGUUGGAACAGAAGUUUUUGCAAGGGUCAGUGUUGAAAAAUUACCCAUGUACAUGUUUUGACAAUGAAAAGCUAUAGUAAAAAAAGUAAAAAAAGAAAUAAAUGUUCUAUAAAAAAAAAAAAAAAAAAAA
This is a messenger RNA of Antechinus flavipes (yellow-footed antechinus), 2576 nucleotides long. Its product is annotated as WW domain-binding protein 11-like. Gene Ontology annotation, biological process: mRNA cis splicing, via spliceosome. Gene Ontology annotation, cellular component: spliceosomal complex. Lineage: Eukaryota; Metazoa; Chordata; Mammalia; Dasyuromorphia; Dasyuridae. The record is from RefSeq and is a predicted model, not a curated record.